Messenger RNA from Eruca vesicaria subsp. sativa (arugula), 1214 nucleotides. NCBI's taxonomy places the organism in Eukaryota, Viridiplantae, Streptophyta, Magnoliopsida, Brassicales, Brassicaceae. The record is from the annotation of a GenBank genome assembly.
AACAAGAUUUGCCCCAAAAAAUAUAGAAACAGGAAGGGAUCGUUAUAAAAAAAAACUUCAACGCCGUUUCUUCUUCUCUUCAUCAUCAUCGCUCGAAAUAAUCUCCCAUUCAAGCAAGCAACCUUGGCGGAUCAAAUCUCUCAGUGUAGAAUCUCAACAAUGUUUACACGGCUAUUCGGGAAACCCAAGGAGGAGACUACUAGUACUCUCGCCACAUUAAACAAGCUUAAUGAGACUCUUGAGAUGCUGGAGCUGAAGGAAUCUGUUCUUCUAAAGAAAGCUUCUGGAGAGGUUGAGAGAGCCAAGGAUUUCUCCAAGGUCAAGAACAAACGCGCGGCUAUACAAUGUUUGAAAAGGAAGAGGUUAUAUGAGCAACAAGUUGAGCAGCUUGGCAAUUUCCAGCUCCGUAUUCAUGAUCAAAUGAUUAUGUUAGAAGGUGCCAAAGCAACAACAGAUACUGUAGAAGCUUUGAGGAUUGGUGCUGCUGCUAUGAAAGCUAUGCAGAAAGCAACCAACAUUGACGAUGUUGACAAGACAAUGGAUGAAAUCAAUGAGCAAACCGAUAACAUGAAACAGAUCCAGGACGCAUUGUCCGCUCCGAUUGGCUCUGCUGCUGAUUUCGAUGAGGAUGAAUUGGAAGCAGAACUCGAUGACCUCGAAAGCUUAGAGCUAGAGGACCAACUUCUUCAACCAGUAAGGCCCCUUCCUGAAGCAAAGCAAUCUGCUCGUCCUACUCCUAUACCUCAGAAGAAACAGACCGCUCAUGAAGAUGAUGAACUCGCUGCAAUACAGGCUGAGAUGGCACUAUAAAGGUUACCUUUUAAAAACAAACAACGGGUUCUGUUUAAUGCAUCGUAAGGUGGUGUUGGAAGGUGGCUUUUGGGUGUGCAUUAUUUAAAAAAAGAAAACAGAAUGAAGAUUGUUAUGUAUAUAAAAUAUCCGACUCAAAUUGAUCGGAGACAUUAUUUUAUAUACAGUUUGACUUAUGGGCUUUUAUUUAUUUCUAUUCUACAUUUGAAUGUUUCCUUUACUCUUUGCUUACGCUUUCUUGUGUUAACUUCUUAUAUUCUUGGUUACUUUGUUAAAUACAAGUAUAUAGAACUAACUAGGUGCAUAUCAUCUUUCAACUACUUGUUCAGGUGUAGGUCAAACAUGACACCUCUAUUCGCAAAUGAUGAAAACUUGCUAGAACAAAUAUGGCUUGAGAAAGAUAC